CACACCUUUAAUAAUAUGCCAGAACCUUUAAAAUGCAAAAGCCUAGAUUUCAGAGAACUUCGAUUUGCUCGAACUAUGAUCUUUGCCAUUGAAGAGAUCAAUAACAGCACAGAACUACUUCCUAAUGUUUCACUGGGCUACAAGAUCUAUGAUUCAUGUGCGUCCAUACCCCUGGCUUUAAAAGCUGUUCUGACACUGAUGAAUGGUCAGGAAGCUGAAUUCUCAUCCAAUAGAUCCUGUAGCAAACCAUCCUUUGUCCCUGCUAUAAUAGGGGAGUCUGGAUCAUCACCCUCUGUUGCAAUCUCCAGGGUUGUUGGCCCUUUCAGAAUUCCAGUGGUUAGUCCCUACGCUACCUGUGCCUGUCUUAGCAACAAACAAGAAUUCCCUGCAUUUUUCAGAACAAUACCAAGUGACUAUUUUCAGGCCACUGCACUGGCAAAGCUUGUGAAGCAUUUUGGAUGGACUUGGGUUGGAGCAAUUAGAAGUGACAAUGAUUACGGAAACUUUGGAAUGGCGGCUUUUAUCAAAGCAGCCCAAGCAGAGGGAAUUUGUGUUGAGUAUUCAGAGGCCUUUUACAGAACCAACCCAAGAGAGAAAAUUAUUAAAGUUGUGGACACCUUAAAGAAAGCCACAGCAAAGGUCAUUGUAGCUUUCAUUGCAUCAGGUGAAAUGGUGGUUCUGUUCCGAGAGCUAUCCAAUCAGAACAUUACUGGCUUUCAGUGGAUUGGCAGUGAAUCUUGGGUCACUGAUCCAGAGUUUCUCUCAAAAGAUGGAAAUGGAUUUCUAGGUGGGGCAAUAGGUUUUGGAAUAAGGAAAUCUGUUAUUCCUGGAUUAAAACAGUUUCUAUUGAACAUUAGCCUACCCCAUAUUCUUAGCAAUCCUCUGUUGAAAGAGUUCUGGGAAAAUAUAUUUAGUUGUAGUUUUCCAGAUCCAAUGACAACUUCCAGCAGAAGACCAUGUACUGGGUCAGAGAAUUUAUACGACUUGCAAAAUCCCUAUACAGAUGUGUCUCAGCUACGAAUUUCCAAUACUGUGUACAAGGCAGUGUAUGCUGUAGCCAAUUCAAUCCAUGAUUUGUUAUCUUGCAAAAAAUCCCCAAAUCCGUCAACCAAAAAUAACUGUGGGAAAAAUAUUAAUUUUGAACCUUGGCAGGUACUACAACAAUUAAAAACUGUAAAUUUCACCUCCAAAAAUGGUGACAAAGUCUAUUUUGAUGAAAACGGAGAUCCAGUAGCAAUAUAUGAAUUAGUAAACUGGCAGCUCAAUAAAGAAGGAAAAGCAGAAAUAGUUAAUGUAGGCUACUAUGAUGCUUCAGAAAGACAACCAUUUCAAAUGAGCAACAAAAGUAUCACCUGGGCAGGUGGCGAGUAUAAGAUACCUAAAUCAGUGUGCAGUGAGAGCUGUCCUCCAGGCACUCGGAAGGCUGUUCAGAAAGGAAAGCCUGUUUGUUGCUUUGACUGCAUACCAUGUGCUGAAGGAGAAAUCAGCAAUCAGACAGAUUCCAUAGAUUGCAUUAGGUGUCCUGUGGAAUACUGGCCGAAUUCUCAAAGAGAUCAAUGCAUCUUGAAGGAAAUAGAAUUCUUGUCCUUUGAAGAAAUUCUGGGAAUGAUUUUAGUGAUAUUUUCAGUCUGUGGAGUGUGUGUAACUAUCACUGUUGCUGUGGUUUUCUUGCGUAACAGAGAUACCCCCAUUGUUAAAGCUAAUAACUCUGAGCUCAGUUUCCUUCUUCUGCUUUCAUUAGCUCUGUGUUUCCUUUGUGCACUUACUUUCAUUGGCCAGCCCUCUGAGUGGUCCUGUAUGUUGCGCCACACUGCCUUUGGGAUCACAUUUGUCCUGUGCAUCUCUUGUGUUCUGGGGAAAACAAUCGUCGUGUUAAUGGCAUUUAGGUCUACACUUCCAGGCAACAAUAUUAUGAAAUGGUUUGGGCCAGCCCAGCAGCGGUUAAGUGUUUUUGCAUUCACAUUUAUUCAGGCCCUAAUAUGCACACUUUGGCUGGCAAUAACCCCUCCUUUUCCUAGCAAAAACAUGAGAUCUUACAAAGACAGAAUCAUUCUAGAAUGUGACCUGGGAUCUGCAGCAGCAUUUUAUGCUGUGUUAGGGUAUAUUGGGUUUCUUGCUGCCAUGUGCUUUGAGCUCGCUUUUCUGGCCAGGAAGCUUCCAGAUAACUUUAAUGAAGCUAAAUACAUUACAUUUAGCAUGCUCAUAUUCUGUGCUGUUUGGAUCACUUUCAUCCCAGCUUACACCAGUUCACCUGGGAAGUACACAGUAGCUGUAGAGAUAUUUGCAAUUCUGGCUUCCAGUUUUGGUUUGCUCUUCUGUAUUUUUGCUCCCAAAUGUUACAUUAUAAUACUGAAACCUGAGAAGAAUACAAGAAAACACAUGAUGGGUAAAAUGCCCUCAAAAUCACUUUGA
Polyodon spathula (Mississippi paddlefish) is the source of this 2412-nucleotide messenger RNA. Its product is annotated as extracellular calcium-sensing receptor-like. The coding region runs from base 16 to 2412 and encodes 798 amino acids. NCBI's taxonomy places the organism in Eukaryota, Metazoa, Chordata, Actinopteri, Acipenseriformes, Polyodontidae. The transcript is spliced from 6 exons. Gene Ontology annotation, biological process: G protein-coupled receptor signaling pathway. Gene Ontology annotation, cellular component: membrane. The record is from RefSeq and is a predicted model, not a curated record. Gene Ontology annotation, molecular function: G protein-coupled receptor activity.